UUCCCUACUCUGUCUGUCAGUCAGCAAUCCCUCACUGUCACCGACACUAGGGGGAUGGAGCAGCCUGAUCAUCUAUCGUGUGUGUGUUUGUGGGUGUGUGGGUGUGUGUGUGUGUGUGUGUGUGAGCAUCCCUCUAGCAGCCAGUCACACGUACUGCUGUUGAUGUCUCAGUUGGUGUCAGCAGCUCCACUUUUCAUCCUAAAUGUGUCGGCAGUGGGGGCUGAAAGCCUUCAAAAGACAAUCGCUCUCUGGCCUUUAAACAGUUCUAAAGGCCUCUGUUGUAGUGACAUUACCCAUUCAGUUCACACUUCCAAACCUCCGUGAACAAUGACUGCGUCCCACAAUGAGUGAACCGUGUCUGGUUAUGGUAACAAUACGUAAACUACACGCCAGGAAGGUUUAACCCACGGCCGUUAACAAAGUGAACUGUCGCUGCCUCGUUGCUGAACAGGGUCACAUCAGCCGAAUGAAGCCGUCUUGUGCAGCGGAGCACGCCCCGCAGAGAACCUUGGUCUCUCGAAUCAUUUUUGAGCCCCUGAAUUUAGGAGAUGUGAUGUUUUGUGACGAGCCUAUCUUUCACCGUGUCUGCGUUAUCGAUUGUCUGCUUCUAAGCGUUUAUUUUCCAGCUUUCAUCCGCAGUGUCAGAUGUGGAGCGCUUGCGUCAAAGACUGAUGGAUGGAUGAAUGGACACGGGACGAGUCGUAGGUCUGUGUUCAUUACCUUUAGAUGACGCUUAACAGCCUCCAGAAAAACUCACAAGGAAUCUUCAGAGGCCACUUUCACUAAACAUGCACGUGCGCUCAUUACUGCGUUGAAACUGUAGUCACCAAAAUGUGUGUCACUCUAAAUGGGGAAUUAAUUCCACUGCGAUAGUGGGGGCUCCAGCGACGAGGAGCAGAGGAAGAUCCUUUAAAUCUGAUGCCAACUUUAUUUGUGGGUGUCUAAUGCAAAGGUGAAGAAGCAUCAACCAGACAAAUAAUAUUGAUAAAGUCAUGUUUGCUUCUCUGCUCACUGUAUUUCCCUUAUAUCUCAUUAGUAUGUCCCUCCAGCUAAUUUCACUCUCACCGCUGCUGAGCUUUGGGGAAACAAUGAUCAAGAUGCAUGUUGACCUAGAGAGCCUUGACUGGACUGCGUGCUGGACGGCAGGCUGGCGUCAGGGUUCACGCAGCAACCAGCUGAAGUAAGGACGUUUGGGGAGACACCUGGGAAACGUAGGACGCGCCGUAGAGAGAUCUGUCUGUGUAUUAUGCCUGAUGAGAUGUCGAGGCCUUUAAUCCAAGGCAGUGGUGAUGGAGGCCGUUACAGGUAUCCAGAAGCCGCCACAGCUGAACCCAGCGAUCCAGUUAUUGGCAUCCUGGGUACAGGCGACUUCUCUCGCUCGCUGGCCAGAAGGCUGGUGGCCACCGGUUACCAGGUGGUGGUGGGAAGUCGAACCCCCAAGCGAGCCGUGGCCCUCUUCCCCGAAGAGGCUGAGGUGACCUCUCAGAUGGAGGCAGCCAGUCAGGCAGACCUGGUCUUCGUGGCCGUGUUUCCCGAGCACCACUCCACGCUGGUGGGCUUGAAGCCGGCACUGGCUGGAAAAACGCUGGUGGAUGUUAGCAAUGGUUUGCGGCUCAACCAGGAAGGGCCUUCCAACGCUGAGCAACUGGCCGACCUGUUCCCAGAAAGCUCUGUAGUCAAAGGGUUCAACACCAUAUCAGCCUGGACGCUCCAGGUGGGACCGCGGGAUGGAAGCAGGCAGGUUUUGCUGUGCAGUGACAGUCGGGAAGCCAAGAGCGCUGUGAUGCGCGUCUGUCGCAGAAUGGGCUUCAUCCCUGUCGAUAUGGGUCUCCUCUCCUCUUCCCUGGAGAUUGAGAACCUCCCGCUGUAUCUGUUCCCUUCAUGGCGCGUCCCCAUGCUCUGCACGCUCUGCCUGUUCAUCUUCUUCUACCUGUACAACUUCACCCGUGACGUCCUGCAGCCCUAUAUCACCGCAGGGAAGAGUGCUUUCUACAAAAUGCCCAUUGAGCUCGUUAACGUCACCCUUCCCUCGGUGGCGCUGGUGAUGUUGGCGCUGGUCUAUCUGCCUGGCUUAUUCGCUGCCUUCCUCCAGCUGACGUGGGGCACUAAGUACAAGCGCUUCCCCAACUGGCUGGACCGGUGGCUGACGAGGAGGAAACAGUUCGGGCUGUGUAGCUUCCUGUGCGCCGUUCUGCACGCCAUCUACAGUCUGUGUCUGCCGAUGAGGAAAUCUGCCCGCUUCAAAAUGCUCAACUUGGCUUUUAAACAGGUAAAAGAUAACGUGGAGGACUCGUGGGUCGACACAGAUGUGUGGAGGAUGGAACUCUACCUGUCUGUGGGCAUCAUGGCCCUCGGACUGCUGUCUCUGCUGGCUGUCGCGUCCCUUCCCUCUGUGGCCAACACUGUCAACUGGAGGGAGUUCAGCUUCAUACAGUCCAUACUAGGUUACUGUGCCUUGUCCAUGGCCUCCCUCCACACAGUCCUCUAUGGCUGGGACCGUGCCUUCACCUCGGCCCAGUACCGCUUUUACCUGCCUCCCACAUUCCUACUGGUCCUGAUUCUGCCUCUCACGGUCUUGCUGGGCCGUCUGGCUCUCUUCAUGCCGUGCGUGGCUCAGCGACUCCGACAGAUCCGCCGCGGCUGGGAGAGGAGCAGGAACAUCCGCUUCACUCUGCCAGACGACAGCGGCUGCAACGGGCUGGAGGACGUCACCAACGUGUGAGAGGCAUGCAUGUUAGAUGUGUGUAUGAAGACCCAGGCCCACGGACAACUGUAAAACAAGAGCUCUUUUUCAUGUGAGCGCAUGAAUUUAAACACCUGUCACCUGUAGCCGCAGAGAAGGUAAAUGAUUUAGAGACUUUAGCUGUGUAUUGAAAGCUGGUCUCUAAAGUCAAUGAAGAGGUUUAAGGUGUGAGCGAUUGUUUCUAUCAAAUGAAUCAGUUCUUCCUUAGAGAAACUUGACAGUACAGUAGCGUCCUUAUAAUUAUUGCACUAUAUACUCAAAUCAAACUUUUUAGUUUGUCUCUCUACUUUUAAUUUAUUGUUUCUGUUGUUACUUAAGCCAGAAUGAAAGAAGAACUGUAUUAGUUUCUGGUUAAAUUAAUGCAAAACAGUCACUGUUACAAUUUGAAACACUGACGUGGCCUCGUCUUCAUAGGUCAACAUUUAUAAAUGAUGAUUUUAAUGCUGUAAUGUGUUUCCCUAAGGUGAGGUCAGUGCUUUUUUUUACUUCUUCAACACGUCUAUGAAAUAUGAAACAUCAAUCUGCUGUCACAGGAGCUGUUUAAAAAUUAUUGGGGUAGGACAAAACCUUAUGCCACACUAUUUAAAAAUCAAGACCAUCUCUCCAACAUAUUUAAUAUUUUAUUUGAAGUCUUCCAGUGAACUCUCUUAUUUAUCACUAAAAGGUUUCACACACAAUCAUAUUGCACACACAUCCUAACAACACAAACAUAUUCACACCAUCUUGGCACUUGAUCCAAAAGUAGAGUGGAUGAAGUUUUAGAGACAGACAACCACAUCUGAACAUAUUAGUAAUGUUACAAAAUAAAAUAAGCUACAGCCAACAUUUCAUCUCACUACACUGAUACCGAUGUGUGAUGCUGUACUUGAGUUGUGAACUUGUAUUUUAAAAAUAGUAGACAUUUGUGUCUGCUGUGUUUCAUAUCCCACCAAAUCAUUUUUAUACUGUUUCAUAUUCUGGUAUUGUUGUUUAACUCUAAUUUGCCUAGUGGAAGUAAAGUGAAACACUUGUUCACUGUGGGUACUGUUGGUAUUAUUAGUGUUGUAUUAAUACAACCUGAUGAAGAUGUGGUUUAAAAAAUGUAAGUUGGCUGUUACACAUUUUUUGUUUGAACAAUGAAAAAGUUCAAAUAAAAAACAAAAGAAAGUGUUCUGUUUAAAAGUAAUUUGUAUUGUCUGUUUCUUUACCAAAGUAUCAUUUUGGUAAAAGACGGACAUAUUUUAUAAAUGUAAAUUAAAGUGUCAUAGUUAUGUCCCAAUAUAUAUAUAACAUGAAUGGAAAUAUUUAGAACAGAGAUUUCUAGAAUGAGCAAUAAAACGUUUUAUACAUCA
Betta splendens (Siamese fighting fish) is the source of this 4074-nucleotide messenger RNA. RefSeq names its product STEAP family member 3, metalloreductase (gene steap3). NCBI's taxonomy places the organism in Eukaryota, Metazoa, Chordata, Actinopteri, Anabantiformes, Osphronemidae. Gene Ontology annotation, biological process: copper ion import. Gene Ontology annotation, cellular component: plasma membrane; endosome. The transcript has 7 exons. The record is from RefSeq and is a predicted model, not a curated record. Gene Ontology annotation, molecular function: ferric-chelate reductase (NADPH) activity; cupric reductase (NADH) activity. Bases 1247 to 2722 code for a protein of 491 amino acids.